This is a messenger RNA of Salvia hispanica, 1030 nucleotides long. Its product is annotated as agglutinin-2-like. The record is from RefSeq and is a predicted model, not a curated record. NCBI's taxonomy places the organism in Eukaryota, Viridiplantae, Streptophyta, Magnoliopsida, Lamiales, Lamiaceae. Gene Ontology annotation, molecular function: carbohydrate binding.
AGUGAGGCCUCAAGCAUCCAUCACAUCCAAAGCAAAACCCAAGUAAUUAACCAUGGCCAAGCUUUUCCAAACCCUAAUUCCAGUGCUUUCCUCCAUAGCCUUGCUCCUUGCCAUCGCCAACACGGCACGGUCGCAGACGACCUCCUUCACCUAUGAUUUCUACGGCGGCCCGAAGCCAACUGACCUACUCUACCAAGGCGACGCCCACUUCCCAUCCGACUCCACCUACCUCCGCUUGACCAACACCGACGACUCAGGCAAUCCGUUAACGUACCGCGUUGGCCGAGCCGUGUAUUCCAAGCCCAUCCAAUUUUGGGAUGAUGAAGGCCAGGUGGACUUUGAAACCACCGUAAAAUUCAUCAUCAACCCCAAAAGCGGCGACACAAACCCCGCCGAUGGCCUCACCUUCUUCAUCCAGCCUGUCGGAUCCCCAGUCGCAACCGCACGCGCUAGCUUUGGAAUCUUUGACAAUUCUGGUAAAAAUCCGUCCGUCUUUGCCGUGGAAUUCGACAUCUACUACGGCAACCCUAAUGAUCCAAAUUAUCGUCAUGUUGGGAUUGACAUUGAAUCAAAUGUUUCCAAAAACACAACCGACGUCGGCGACGCAAUUUUGGGGCAGGAGGUGACUGCCCGCAUCGACUACGAGGAAGCUACCAAAGUCAUCAGCGUUCACGUGACGGCGGGCUCAAAAACUUAUGAGGUGAGCUAUGUGUACGACUUGAGCACCAUUCUCCCUCAGCAGGUUGAGGUUGGAAUCUCCGCCUCUACUGGAUCACGCGCCGCCAUUCACGACCUCAUAUCGUGGUAUUUCACUUCCACUCUUGUGCAUACCAAAGACAACGGCGACGCCAAAAUUCGCCAGAUUGUGUGAAGUAUGCUAUGUGAAUAAGGACUAGCGAUUGAGUUUUCUCUCGUUGAGUCCCUAAUUACAAUAAGAUGAUGGACUCAUCCAUUUGUGUGUGUAUGUUAUUCUGUAUGUCAUGUAUGUAUGUACCACGGGUUUUAUGAAAUUAAUGUCAGUUUUUAUUAA